CCGGCGCAAAGAUUGAAGGGCAAUACGGUCAUUUCGUUAUCUCCAGACAGUAUAAAACAGCUAGGGUUUCGCUCUCUUCUCCAACCCGACAGACCUCCGCCGUCUUGCUUCCUCCGCCGCCGUCGCGAUCUCAGGCUGCAGCUUGUUGAUUGUUUACGAUGGUGAAGGUUAGCGUUUUGAAUGACGCUCUUAAGAGCAUGUAUAAUGCUGAAAAGAGGGGAAAGAGACAGGUCAUGAUCAGACCGUCCUCGAAAGUGAUCAUCAAGUUUCUUCUGGUGAUGCAAAAGCAUGGUUACAUCGGAGAGUUUGAGUAUGUUGACGACCACAGGUCUGGCAAAAUUGUGGUUGAACUCAAUGGAAGGCUAAACAAGUGUGGAGUUAUCAGUCCCCGUUUCGAUAUUGGUGUCAAGGAAAUUGAAGGCUGGACAGCAAGGCUGCUUCCCUCAAGACAGUUUGGUUAUAUUGUGUUAACAACUUCAGCUGGCAUCAUGGAUCAUGAAGAGGCGAGGAGAAAGAAUGUUGGUGGAAAAGUACUUGGCUUCUUUUACUAGGUGGAGUUAGUUUUGCCAAUGAAUCCCUGAUAUUUCAGUUUGCUGAGGAUUUUGUUAUGUAUUUUUGAAGUGGUUUCCAUAGGGAUUUACCUUAUUGGGCAAAAUUUUCAUUUUUUGUUUAAUGGAGCUUUUGAUUUUUCGUUCCGCUUCUCUAGUGCUCUAUCUGCAAUUAAAAGAGAUACAGGAUUUUCUUUUAAAAUACAGAUGUUCUGAUGAUUGUCUGA
Eucalyptus grandis is the source of this 775-nucleotide messenger RNA. RefSeq names its product 40S ribosomal protein S15a-1. The coding region runs from base 159 to 551 and encodes 130 amino acids. Gene Ontology annotation, cellular component: ribosome; cytosolic small ribosomal subunit. Gene Ontology annotation, molecular function: structural constituent of ribosome. Gene Ontology annotation, biological process: translation. NCBI's taxonomy places the organism in Eukaryota, Viridiplantae, Streptophyta, Magnoliopsida, Myrtales, Myrtaceae. The record is from RefSeq and is a predicted model, not a curated record. The transcript is spliced from 4 exons.